Messenger RNA from Camelus dromedarius (Arabian camel), 2292 nucleotides. It is a transcript of the gene NHERF4, whose product is annotated as NHERF family PDZ scaffold protein 4. Gene Ontology annotation, cellular component: apical plasma membrane. Bases 333 to 1880 code for a protein of 515 amino acids. The record is from RefSeq and is a predicted model, not a curated record. Lineage: Eukaryota; Metazoa; Chordata; Mammalia; Artiodactyla; Camelidae. Gene Ontology annotation, biological process: protein localization to plasma membrane. The transcript is spliced from 10 exons. Gene Ontology annotation, molecular function: protein-membrane adaptor activity; signaling receptor binding.
AAAGUGUCCGGAGAAAGCUGAAGCCCAGGGAUUGAGGCAGGAGGGAAAGGCACAAUUCCUCAGAGGACAAGACUCUCCUCCCGUUAACCAUUACCCAACUGCUUCCAAGCUUGCGUCUUGGAGGAGGCGGGACGUGGAGGGGUAGGUGGGAGGAUCAGCUGGUUUCCAUGGACCUUGUCCCUACACUGAGCACUGGGUCGCUGAUUCAACCAUGGAGGCAGCUGCAGCAGAUCCUCUGGACACCGCCUCCUUGACCCUGUAAGUGCCGUGUGCGAAGGGCUGGGCAAAGAAAGGAGGGAAUUGAAGGUGGAGAAGCUCUUCAGUUGCCAUUAAUGCCUCAACGUGAGCCUGGGACCCAUGUCCAGAUACCAGCUUUCUCCUAUCUGUGUCCCUUGCCUCCUUGCAGGAAGUUUGAGUUUAACCCAAAGCUGGGCAUUGAUAAUCCUGUUCUUUCCUUGGCUGAAGACCUCGACCCCUCUGAUCUCUGGAGCCUAGAACGGCCUCGCUUCUGUCUGCUGAGCAAAGAGGAGGGCAGGAGUUUUGGCUUCCACCUGCAGCAGGAGCGGGGCACGGUUGGGCAUGUGGUGUGCAGGGUGGAGCCAGGCACUUCUGCCCAGCGCCAGGGUCUUCGGGAAGGAGAUCGUAUCCUGGGGGUGAACAACCAUGUUGUGGAACACGAAGACUAUUUGGUGGUAAUACGCCGCAUCCGGGCCAGCAGUCCGCGGGUGUUGCUAACGGUUUUGGCCCGGCACAUGCACGACGUGGCCCGAGCUCAGCGGGGGAACAACGACCACCUCUGUCCUACUCUCAGCCCGGGUGUCCGGCCCCGGCUGUGCCACAUAGUGAAAGAUGAGGGUGGCUUUGGCUUCAGUAUCACCCAAGGACGUCGGGGUCCUUUCUGGUUGGUGCUGAGUACUGGAGGGGCAGCGGAGCGGGCAGGGGUGCCCCCUGGGGCCCGACUGCUAGAAGUGAAUGGGGUCAGCGUGGAGAAGUUCACACAUAACCAACUCAACAGGAAGCUUUUUCAGAGUGGCAAGGAGGUGACCCUGCUGGUGGCAGGGCCAGAGGUGGAGGAACAGUGUCGCCAGCUGGGAAUGCCCCUGGCUGCACCCCUGGCAGAGGGCUGGGCACUGCCCAACAGACCCCGCUGUCUGCAUCUAGAGAAAGGGCCCAAGGGCUUCGGGUUCGUUCUCCGGGAGGAGAAGGGUCUUGAUGGUCGCCUCGGUCAGUUCCUGUGGGAGGUGGACCCAGGACUGCCAGCAGAGAAGGCCGGGAUGCAGGCUGGGGACCGGCUGGUGGCUGUGGCUGGGGAGAGCGUUGAGGGGCUGGGCCACGAGGAGACAGUGUCCAAGAUCCGGGCGCAAGGCUCCUGUGUCUCGCUUGUUGUGGUGGACCCCAAGGCUGACCGCUUCUUCAGCAUGGUUCGCUUGUCCCCACUCCUCUUCUUGGAGAGCACAGAGGCUCCUGACUCUCCCCAGGUCACCCUCUCAGCCUCUCUGACUGAGACCGAGGACCCACCAGUUGAAGAUACAAUGGUAGCCCCUGUCCCUUGCUGCUUCCGCCAGUGCUUCCUGUACCCUGGGCCUGGCGGUGGCUAUGGCUUCCGACUGAGCUGCGUGGCCAGUGUGCCUCAUCUCUUCAUCUCUCAGGUGACCCUAGGAGGCUCGGCUGCCCAGGCAGGGCUGCAGUUGGGAGAUGUGAUUCUGGAGGUGAAUGGGUACCCCGUGGGUGGAGAGAAUGACCUGGAAACGCUUCAGCAGCUGGCUGAGGCCAAGCCACCCCUACACCUGAAGCUAGCAGCCAGGCCUCACCAGAGCUUGGAAGCCUGGAUUCCACCAAGGUCAGGAGAGGACUGGGCCCUAGACUCAGAUGUGCUAUAGCACCCCCGUGCCUGGCACAGAUUUGCCCAAGCUUUCCUGACUUCACUCUCUGGCCUGAGGUGGUAGGAGCUGAGAUGCUGUCUAUAAACCAGAAGUGGCAGCUCUAGGACUCUGGAAUCUUCCAGUCGCAGGAAGCCCAGGGUCUACCUCCCUUCCUAUGAGGGCCCACCCUCCCAGAAGAGGGUGUGGUUAGAGGUUGCAGGUGGGCCCAAUAGGGAGUCUCCUCUCUGAUUCCAGAGGGAGUCAUCUGGGAGCCUUGGGAACUGUUCUUCAAGGAGGAAGCUCUGUCUGAGAUGAGAGCUGUGAUUUUAUGAUUUGUAACAGGAAAUAUGUAUUUGGUCUUCAUACCCUUUCUUGGCACAGAGGUCCUAAAAUCCUUGGAAUUUCCUAAGUAAUAAAAGUGAUAAAGGUA